AUGGGGAAGCGAGAUAAUCGAGUGGCCUAUAUGAAUCCUAUAGCCAUGGCCAGAUGGAGAGGCCCAACUCAAUCUGCAGGGCCAACAAUACAAGAUUAUCUGAAUCGGCCAAGGCCCACCUGGGAAGAAGUAAAGAAACAAUUGGAAAAUAAAAAGAAAGGUUCCAAGGCAUUAGCUGAAUUUGAAGAAAAAAUGAAUGAAAAUUGGAAGAAAGAACUUGAGAAAAGCAGAGAGAAAUUGUUAAGUGGAAAUGAGAGCUCAUCUAAAAAAAGAGAAAAAAAGAAAAAGAAAAAGAGGAAAUCUUGUCGAUCUUCGUCCUCUCCUUCAUCAAGCUCUGAUUCUUCAACCAGUUGUUCAGAAUCUGAGGAUGAGGAAAAGAAACAAGGAAAAAAGAGAAAGAAAAAGAAGAGCCGUUCAUACAAAUCAUCAGAAAGCUCUAUGUAUGAAUCAGAAUCAGAGAGCAAAGAAUCUGUGAAAAAGAAAAAGAAGUCAAAGGAUGAAACAGAGAAAGAAAAGUAUAUUAGAAACCUCAGCAAAAAAAGAAAGAAGACUCAUCCUGAGGAUAAACCUUUGUCAUCUGAGGCCUCAUCAGAAUCAGAUUAUGAAGAGGAAGUGCAAGCAAAAAAGAAGAGAAAACAUGAGGAGCAAGAAAAAGCAAUGGAAAAAGUAAAGAAAAAGAAGAAGAAACAGCACAAGAAACAUAGUAAGAAGAAAAAAAAGAAGUCUGGUUCAAGUCAUAAAUCAGGAUGA
Molecule: messenger RNA, 750 nt
Organism: Lepus europaeus (European hare)
Lineage: Eukaryota; Metazoa; Chordata; Mammalia; Lagomorpha; Leporidae
Gene: FAM133A
Product: family with sequence similarity 133 member A
Exons: 1
Coding region: 1-750 (249 amino acids)
Source: RefSeq, a predicted model, not a curated record